GGAUACAUUCAAUCAAAGGGAGAGAAGUUAGUCCUAGCUUAGUACAAACCCUAAUAAAUGUCAGUAUCUAAAUGAACACUGUCCUGGAAAUCUAGAUAAACUCCUGAACUGAUAUCUUUGGAUUUAAACGUUUAAGAGAUGAUAGCAUGGCAUUAUUUGUCUGGCGAGUGCAAUAGGGUUAAUCACUUAGGACUUAGAACCUAUUUUCUGUAUUGAUCCUGUGAAAUGGUAUUUUCUUUUUGAAUGAAUAGAGAAAUCAAGCAUGAUGGAUGAAGAAAACCAGAUUAUAAAACCUCCAAAAGCACCAUCAUCAUCACCACCCCCACCUCCACCUCUCCCACCGCCUAUUAUAUGUGUUCAAGAAGCAGCUAGGACUGUGCAUGUUAAUGAAAACUCACAAAUAAUUUUUAGUCUUACUCAAGCUCUGGAGGAAGACUCUCUAGGGAAGAUGGCCUCAUUGAUUGAAGAGCAAGGCGUUGAUGUCAAUUCUACACUUUCCUUUGGUGUUUGUAUUCUCCUAAAAGCCAUCAGAAGCCGCUCUACAAAAAUAGUAGAUUAUUUAAUAGAGAGGGGUGCGGAUCCUGAAUCUUCUAUCCGGGAUUUGAUGAAGCGACCUUAUGGCUUGGAAGUAGAAUAUAGUGUUUAUUUCAAGCGCUAUGAUCAGUGGUGUGUGGACACCUUAAAGAAACUGCUACCCAGAGUCAAAGACAGGCUUCAAACUAUCAUAGACCCAGAGGGUAGAACUCUGUUGCACUUAGCAUGUUAUUUCCCAGAUUUGACUAUAUUCGAGUACCUGCUCCACCAAGGCCUGAACCCCAACGUCAAGGACAACAGGGGAUCAAGUGUACUAAGCCUGCUGAUCUCUCACCAUGAUACAAAGUCAGCGUAUGAAAUGAUUCAGCUUGUUUUGAAUUUACCAAACACAGAGGUAGAUAUAAGAAAUGAUUUUGGUUCUACGCCACUUUACCAGAGUUUUUUAAUGAACCGGUUGGAUUUCUUUUACCUCUUGCUACGCAAAGGAGCAGAUCCUUUCAUGCGUACUAGCUCAGGGAAUACUUUGAUGCACUGUCCAUUUCUUCAUGCAUAUAAAUAUCUGAUUUUAUAUGAUCUCGGUCUAAACAUGAAUGUUAAGAAUAAUUCUGGGCUUCGGCCCUUACAGAAUAAAGCAGAGCUUAACUUUGAUUUCUUUAUUUUGAUUCUGUUAGGAAGAGAGGUCCUUGCUGAAGAAUACUCUAAAAUGGAGAAGACGUUUGAGCCAAGGGUUGUCCUUAGAAUAAAAGAAAAGGUAGAGAGGGGGGAUUUUUCAGCUAUACGACUGCAAGCUCUAUGUAGGCAAACAAUUAGGAGCACAUUAUUUAAGGUAGAUCACAGUGGUGUAACUGAUAGCAUCUGGCUUCUUCCCCUGCCGAAACCAUUACGCUUGUAUUUAGAUGUAACUCUGUAUGCCCAGCAUUUGUUUGAGGCCUUGAGUCGGUAGUACUCAUGAGGUGGGUUGUUUUUUUUCUCGGGAGAAGUUGCAAUCUAGUCUGCAUUCGUCUGGUAUGGUUUUUGCUUUUAUAAUUUUAAAGUAGUCACCAUGCUAAGCUCAUUGUACAUUUGCCUUUAUGCAAAUAAGGCAUUUAUAAUUUAUUUAUUUAUUUGUACAGUACUUCUUUUAUGUUUAUAUGUUAUUUAGAAGACAGACGUGCUCAUUUUUGUUCUGUUCUAGUCAAAUUAUAAAUGUGAAACUAAAUAAAAACAUGACAAGCAGAUAAUGAUUUUUAAAAAUAAUUACUCUUAAACCCAAAAGUCAGUAAAAAAAAUAAAGAAGUAGAACUCUUCUGUUUCUGGGGGUCACUGACAUUGUACCUAAUUCCUUACAUUUACCACCUGAAAUAAGGUUGUUAGGAUUUGUGCUGAAAUUCCCAAUGAGUUAGGCUGUACUUAAGUUGCUCCCAUAAACUGUGGUUUCGAUGAUGUUUAAACACAUAAAGGCAAGACCAAGUGGUCAUAUUCACACUAGUCUUGUAUGUAGAAUUCCUUAUGUCAAACUAGAAAUGAUGGGUUUCUUAAUCAUAAUUUUUAAAAAUAAAGGUGCCUAUGUAAUGUGCUAACCACAACGCCACCGUAGGCCAAAGAAAACUAGUAAACGAAAACAAAAUCUAUGCAUCUUUUCCAUAGGUUUUGCUAUUUAUUUAUUAUUUUUUUGGAAAUCUUGUUAUACAGUAAAUUUGUUAGGAAAAUAGACUUCAUCUUUCAUUCUUAAAUUACAAUUAAGAGCUUUUAAAGUAUGAGAGAUCUUUCAACAAUUAUUCAUUUCUGAUCCAUAGAUCUAAGAUUAAGAUAUAUUUAUAAUCAUUUCACCCAACUGUCAAUCUCAGGAAAUUAGUUAUUAAAAUAUGUAUUUAUAUAAUUUACAAACACUUGUUCUAAGUGCUCCACCUCACAAUGACCAGUAUUUAGGAGACAAAAGAAUUUGGAAUAUUAAAAAAAAUGUAUCAGUUUUAUCCCAUCCAGCCUGACAAAACAAAAUUUAUUCAUGUGCUUUUUUGUUAAUAAUAAAAUGGUUGUGGAUAUUUG
Physella acuta is the source of this 2559-nucleotide messenger RNA. RefSeq names its product poly [ADP-ribose] polymerase tankyrase-2. NCBI's taxonomy places the organism in Eukaryota, Metazoa, Mollusca, Gastropoda, Physidae. Gene Ontology annotation, cellular component: cytosol. Gene Ontology annotation, molecular function: NF-kappaB binding. The record is from RefSeq and is a predicted model, not a curated record. Gene Ontology annotation, biological process: cellular response to tumor necrosis factor; intracellular signal transduction.